GCAAUUCAAGGAUGAAUGGGGGAGGAUUUCCAGCACAUCCUGCGUCUGCUGAACACCAACGUGGAUGGGAAGCAGAAGAUCAUGUUCGCGCUCACCUCCAUCAAGGGUAUCGGCCGCCGCUUCUCCAACAUUGCCUGCAAGAAGGCCGACAUCGACAUGAACAAGCGGGCUGGUGAACUCACUCCUGAGGAGCUUGAGCGCCUCAUGACUGUGGUGGCAAACCCUCGCCAGUUCAAGGUCCCUGACUGGUUUCUGAACAGGAAGAAGGACUACAAGGAUGGGAGGUUCUCCCAGGUUGUUUCUAACGCCCUGGACAUGAAGCUCAGGGAUGACCUUGAGAGGCUGAAGAAGAUCAGGAACCACCGUGGUCUCCGUCACUACUGGGGUCUCCGUGUCCGUGGUCAGCACACCAAGACUACUGGCAGGAGGGGAAAGACUGUCGGUGUCUCCAAGAAGAGAUAAAUUCCAUGUACAUCAGCACAGCAAAUAUGCAUUUUGCUUAUCUUAUGAGCGUUUCAAUGAUGUCGGUCUUGAUAGGCAGUUUUGUUGGAUGAUGCUUUUGUCUAAGAAGAUAGAUCGUGCGUUGCAGGA
This is a messenger RNA of Oryza sativa Japonica Group (Japanese rice), 591 nucleotides long. Its product is annotated as small ribosomal subunit protein uS13z/uS13y/uS13x. Gene Ontology annotation, molecular function: RNA binding; structural constituent of ribosome. The record is from RefSeq and is a predicted model, not a curated record. NCBI's taxonomy places the organism in Eukaryota, Viridiplantae, Streptophyta, Magnoliopsida, Poales, Poaceae. Gene Ontology annotation, cellular component: ribosome; small ribosomal subunit; cytosol. Gene Ontology annotation, biological process: translation.